CCCCCUCGCUCUCUGUCUUCUCUCUCUAUCUCUCUCCCUCUCACUUCUCCCUCUCUCUCUAUUUGUCUCUAUCCGUUCCAGUAACCGAGUGAAUGCUCUCCCAUGGAGGUAGUACAACAACCUUGGGGACUGUACAACGAGAAGGGUAAUUUCUCCAAACAAGAAGAGCCUGUCAGCUGGCGACGCAUCGGGUGAAACCGGAGCCCUGCGCGCUGGGCUGCAUAGAGAAGGAAGUCUCCUCUGUAGCCUCGUUGCACCCUUGUUGCACCCUUAACUGCCGGUAGAUCGUUUCAAUUGGGGACACAUAUCUGCACCAAUCUCCUCCAUGGCUUGUCACGGCUGCCCCGUGUCUCUCCGAGCCACAAGCAUUACGGUCUACGCUUUGGGUUACUAAAUGGUUUUCUGGGGGAGGAAUUCUAACCGGCGAGAUGCUGCUUGUACUUCUGCUGGUGGCCUGUUCUUCGUCCAUCUCCGGCUCCCUGGCCUCCUCCGUCUCCUCCCCCACCUCCUUGGAUGGAUAUCCAAUGGCGGACCCGUCCUCCUCGGACCUGAUGGUGGAGACCUGCAGCGUGUGCUCCUGCAUGUCCGUGGAGAAUGUGCUGUACGUCAACUGUGACAAGAUCACUGUCUACCGGCCGACGCAGCUGAUCCCGCCCGUCUCGUCCCUCUACCACCUCAACUUUCAGAACAACGUCCUGAUCAUUCUGUACCCCAACUCCUUCCUCAACUUCACCCACGCCGUCUCGCUGCAGCUGGGCAACAACAAGCUGCAGAACAUCGAGGGCGGUGCCUUCGCGGGGUUGAGCGCGCUGAAGCAGCUCCACCUCAACAACAAUGAGCUGAAGGUGCUCCGAGCGGACACCUUCCAGGGCAUCGAGAGCCUGGAGUACCUGCAGGCCGACUACAACCUAAUCAAGUACAUUGAAAAGGGGGCCUUUAACAAGCUGCACAGGCUCAAAGUGGUCAUCCUGAAUGACAACCUCAUACAGUUACUUCCAGACAACAUAUUCCGCUUUGCGUCGCUCACUCACCUGGAUAUAAGGGGGAACCGGAUCCAGAAACUCCCGUAUCUGGGCGUUCUGGAGCACAUCGGUCGCAUCGUGGAGCUGCAGCUGGACGACAACCCCUGGAACUGUACGUGUGACUUGGCGCCGCUCAAGGCAUGGCUGGAAAACAUGCCCUAUAACAUUUUUAUUGGCGAGGCGAUCUGUGAAACACCUAGUGACCUGUACGGGAGACUGCUGAAGGAAACCAACAAGCAGGAGCUCUGUCCCCUGGGGACCGGUAGUGACUUUGACGUCCGGAUGCCCCCAGUGCCGCCCGAACAUGGCCAGUCACCUUCGAACAUGUCCCCUACCACUGUGGCCACCCUCAUCACAAAAGCGCCAAAGUCCACUGACCCGUCUAAGAUGUACGGUAAUGGCAUUGUCGCCGGUUUGCCUCCCUUUGGUAGAACCGGCCAGAUUGUUUCUUACCAGACGCGGACACCCCCACUAUCAUGUCCUCAGCCCUGCACUUGUAAGGCCCAUCCCUCCGAUUUUGGUAUCAGUGUCAGUUGCCAGGAGAGGAACGUCAACAAUUUAUCAGAUCUCAUCCCUAAACCCCCCAAUGCCAAGAAGCUCCACCUGAGUGGAAAUUACAUUCGCGACAUCAGUCCCGUGGAUUUCCAAGGCUUCGAGGGCUUGGAUCUGUUGCACCUGGGCAGCAAUCAAAUCGCUACCGUCCAGAAAGGUGUGUUUGCUAACCUGACAAAUCUGAGGAGGCUGUAUUUAAAUGGAAACCAGCUUGAACAGUUGCACCCAGAGAUGUUUUUGGGUCUCACAAAUUUGCAGUAUCUAUAUCUGGAAUACAAUGUCAUUAAGGAAAUCCUGGCGGGAACAUUUGAUUCCAUGCCGAACUUGCAACUGCUUUAUCUAAACAACAAUGUGCUCCGGAGUCUGCCUGCCUACAUAUUCGCCGGUGUCUCAUUGGCCCGACUGAAUCUGAAAAACAACCACUUCAUGACACUGCCAGUGAGCGGUGUCUUGGACCAGCUGCGGUCAUUGACCCAGAUCGACCUUGAAGGGAAUCCGUGGGAGUGUUCUUGCGAUCUGGUUGCCCUCAAAAUCUGGCUGGAGAAGUUGAGCGAUGGUGUGGCUGCCAAGGAGGUGAAAUGUGCCUCCCCUGUGCAGUUCUCCAACAUUGAGUUGCGCCUCCUGAAAAAUGAGAUCCUCUGCCCGAAGCUCAUCGCCAGGCCUCCCGUCAUCUUCACCAGCUCCACCCCUCUUUUAACGUCCCUCUCCCCGGCCGGGGUGGGUAAAGCCCCGCCCGGGGGCCCAGUCCCGCUCUCCAUCAUGAUCCUCAGCAUCCUCGUCGUCCUCAUCCUCACCGUGUUCGUGGCCUUCUGCCUGCUGGUGUUUGUCCUUCGGCGGAACAAGAAGCCUGCUGGGAGGCAGGAGGGGCUCGGGGGGCCGGAGUGUGGAUCCAUGUCGCUGCAGCUGAGACGGCACAGCCACAAGUCGGGCAAAAAGGGCUGCGUCCCUGGCGACGACCUGGGCGGUGAGACGUUCAUCCCUCAGACCAUCGAGCACAUCGGUAAGAGCCACACCUGCGGGAUCGGACGCUCUUCAGACAUGGACGCCGGCUUCAAGUUCGCCGACUCUCAGCGGCAGAAGAUUAUCCUGCGCAACUGUGCCGACAAGGAUAAGGACUCGCUGUCCACACUGGAGCGCAACAAGCGCCUUAGCACAAUCGACGAGCUAGAGGAGUUCCUCCCCGGACGGGAAUCCAACAUGUUCCUCCAGAACUUCCUGGACAGCAAACGAGAUUUCAACAGCAUAGGGAUGGGCGGGUUUGAAAUCCGCUACCCAGAGAAACCUGAUAAAAAGAUGAAGAAGUCGUCCCUGAUAGGAGGGAACCACAGUAAGAUCGUGGUGGAGCAGAGGAAAAGUGAGUAUUAUGAGCUGAAAGCCAAGCUCCAAGGAACACCUGAUUACCUGCAGGUGCUGGAGGAGCAGACUGCACUUAGUAAAAUGUAGGGAUGGUUGUGCUUGAUUCAGUGCAUUUUUGUGAUCAAACAAACAUGUGCACAGACAAAGACACUAACACUAACACGCACACAAACCCACAGACACAGUUACAGAUAAUUAUCUUUGCAACCAUAUAGCCAGAUUGAGAGUCCCACCCCCACUUACACAAACACAAACACAAACACACACACACGCACACACACACACACACACACACACACACACACACACACACACACACACACACACACACACACACACACACACACACACACACACACACACACACACACACACACAAACAAAGUGCCUUCUGAGAAUCCUUAAUGACCAAUGCAGAAACGGACAAAAUGGCUCCACACUACAAGGCUAUCACUAGCAUUCAGCGCGGAUGUAUUUCACAGUAUAAGACAUUUGAUUAUCCAUGCCAUUGUUAGUAUGUGUACGAAUUCCACACAAUUGAUCGCAGGACACCCAUAAAAGCAUAAAAAGGCAUUGUAUUUUUGCUGCUAUUGAAAUGGGUACUUUUUAAUUUUUUUUGUUUUCUUUUUUUCUCCUUUUUUUCCAACCAAAUUGAAGGGUCUUGAAAACAGUGCUUCAGAGCAACAUCUUGAACCCUGAUAAAAAAAAAAGGAACGGGGUAAUUAAUUUCCCCCGUGGUGGGAAUCGUGAUUUCAGAGAGUGGAGAAUUGUUGACUCGGUGGAUACCCUUUUGUUCUUAAUUUGCAGAGGACAAUGAUUCAUAAGGGGGGAGGGGGAAUCUAUCAUUCUCUUCGGAGUUGCCUGAAGACCCUACGCCAUCUUGCCUGGAUAAUGUGUAUGUGCUCUGUUCUAUGGGGUGUACAGGAAGACUACACUAAGGGGUCUGGGAUGAAGGCACUUGGAGAAACUCUGGAAUGAUCUCUCAACUCGUUCUCAUUGUGUAAAGAGCCAUGUUUAAUAACGUCUCUUCUGAAUGGAGUUGUGUUUCUCUGCAAUUGCUACUUACUUGUCUGUUUUGGGUGGAAUAAUAAUGACACUUACACUGUCAGAGGACAUUGUUUCUGAAAAAAACGGAAAAACAAAAACCCAAGAAAAAAAAGAGCUGCUUGCCAUGUAAGCGUAAUAUGGAAUUUAUUUUGUAAGUCUUACAUUAUUUGUAUAAGUCGGACUGGUUUGUAAAAUACGAGGAAUGACAAAAAAUAUCACACUCAAAUGCAAGUGUUCAUCUUUCAGAGACUUAAACCCAGAUUUAGCGGUCAAAAAGGCCAAUAUGACUAAAUCUGCGAUACAACCCCUCCCCCAUCAGCUAUCAAUUCGUAGUAAAGUAAAGAAUUAAACCACAUAAUUUAUUUAUUUUUCUAUGCAGGAUUAUUUAAAGAGUUAUUGGUACUAUUUAAACAAAAAGAAGAAAUAGUAAAAAUAUAAGAUUGAAAAGGACUUCAUAGCGAGGCGGCAUCUCAAGCUAAUUAAGGCCCAAGUGUGCUCGCUACACCCAAAGGAACUGCUCUGUUACUUCAAGGUUGUGUUUCUGUUCUGUUUUAUUUAGUUCUCUCUAAGUUUGUAGAAGAAUUGCCCCUUUGCGAUGGACAGGAGUGAGAUAACGGUCAUCUCUCACAUGGUCACGGUAGAGGGUCAGGUGGCCAGCCAUGUUUGUGAAGUUCAAGGUAGUUCUCUUCUAUUCUUAUAUCUCCUGCAGUAUCUUGUAAAAGGUUUCUUAUUAAACAUUAUGCAACCAAAAUAAAUGUGUAUUAAACUUGAUAUAGUUCUGGGUUGUUGACAUGAAUGGAUACAAUUGCAGAAUAUGUCAGAGAAUGAAGGAUCAAAAGAGAUCAAACGUUUUUCAAAAAAAGAUGUGUGUCUAUUAAAUUGUUUUAAAUUGGGAAGAUUUGGACGAAAUCAUCAUUAAAACCAUGUGCAAUAUUAGUAAAAAAAAAAAUAUCAUGAUGGCUUAAAAUAAUUUUAUUUUUUAAUUUAGUUUCAAGUUAUAUUGUCAAGUCAAGUUCUAUUUCAGAGAUUAUUUUAUCAACAAUAUCUGGUCCUUAUUAAAGGUAUUUGUUAAGUUAAAAUUAUGAGUGUUUAUCGACAUUACAAUGAAUAGAAUGUAUCUUGGAAAGUAUAAUAAAUACAAUUUUCUAUUGGACAUACAACUCCUGUAUAUUGGUUAAUUUUCUCUUGUAUAAUCAUGUUGACAUCAAGGUAUUAAAAUCAGCACCUAUUUGCAACGUGUCCCACUUUUUAUUUUAGCCUCCGAGAUGUUUUUUAUUUCUCGGACUGUCACAGCUUGUUUACCUGAAUUAGUGUGAGGAGCGUAGCAUUUAUGAUGCUGUUUCCAUGGAGACCAAGGUGACUUGUACAUGGUUUUAAUAUUUAGAGUCACCUAACUCAGCCCAGAGAGCUUUGCGUUUGCCCCGGACAUAAAAUAUGAAAGGUCAAAAAAGAGUACCCCCCUUUCUAUGACAUAGUGUGGCUCAGUAUGUGUGAAGUACUGACAUUUAUGCUCAAAUCAUUUUCGGAAUGAGUGUAGGGGUUUCCCGGGCAUAUUUUAACAUGAAUCCUUUGCUUGACACAUGCUGUUGUGGUUGUCGAUGAAAGAGCUAUGCCCUGUGUAGGCACUACCUACAUGUCGGUCAUUAUAUUUCAAAGUUAAAACCUACUUGCUCCAAAUCGUUUCAAAGAGGGUCAUGUUUGUAUAUCUGUAAAUUCCUUAACAUGAAUGAAUGCAUUGCAUACAAUAUUGUCCGGGUCUCUUUUACAUCCAUGUUGAAUAUUAACCGAGAUUUGUAAAGCAAAACGAUUUCUUUUCAAAUGUAUUUUUUAUUACUGUACUAUUGUACAUUCCCACAGAAAAAAAAGCAACAUGGAUUCAUAGCAUCCAUAGCUUGCGGUUUGACACGCUUUCACAAGUUCUGGUCUCGCCACAAAGGGUUUUACAGCACAUGGUUUUGAAUUAACUGUCUGGGUUAAUCCAGCAUUAUUGGGCUUUUGGGGAAACCCAGUAGCAAAAAAAAGCAUGACUCAUAGGGGAGCUGGAGAAUUGUCCUCAUUAAUUAUUAACACCUUGGGUAGAAAUUGAUUCUCUUGGUUUUCAGCACCAAGUGCUCAUAUGCCCCAUUUCCCCUCUUUCUCUCUUGUUUAUACGUUUGGCUGUCCAAUCUCAUUAAACUGCACUAACCAAAAACUACAACUAUUUAGAAUUAUUCUUUGUAAUAAUUUGCAAUGGACAACUUUGAUCAAAAUACGAUUCAAGCGAUUACUUUUUUUUUUUUUUUUUUUUCUUUCACUGCAGUGUCUUGCUUGAGCUGUAUGAAGGUCAACUAUUUUGCAGGACAUACAAUAAUCAUUUAGCCAAUUUAAAUGUGGCCACUGGGGGAGCACAAGAGUUAAGUAUCUCCAUCUCGCAAAGCAUUUCACCAUCAUUACCAGUGUACUUGGGGAAUACAUCAAACAAAUUAUAGACUUUGUUGACAUCUCUGAGUCUAAUUCAAAUUUUUUAACUGAGCAUAGAUUUAUCGUUACCAAAGUUAAGCCAUUGAUAGAUUUGGAUUUAUUUGUUAAUUCCCCCAAUGUAGGCCUAAUCAUGUGCCUUUAUAUAUAUUUCAUGUAGUACAUCUCUAACAUGUGUGCCCAAUGAAUACAAGUAACAAUUCAUUUCCACUUUUUUGUUACAUUUUGUGAAAUAUUUUGCUACUUUCAUGUUCAAAUGCUGCAGUAACCACCAAUGUUUAACAUGCAUUUUCGAGGUUUGCAUUCAACCAAUAUUGACGUUUUUUUUUAAACUUUUGACACCACAGACCCUUGAAUUUAUUGCAUUCUGUCUAGAUUACGUGGUUUAUAUCAUGGCCCCCAUCUUUUUCAACUGGGUCUUCUAUCUUUUUUUUGCUGGGCUGACCAUGUAGCCAAGUUCCUCACUAGUAAGAAUUAGGUAAUUUUUUCAUCCGCUGCAGUCAUGAUGCCAAAGGGGGAGGAAUGAAUGGGGAUGUCAUCACUCGGGUUAGCAAAAAUGCCCAAAUGGGUCUCCCAUUGUGCUGCAACAAUCCUUCGUCUCACAAAAGCACUAACCCUAGUGAAAGGCCUUUUCUCAUGAUUUUGAGAUGCUCCGCUGGGCAUCUCGCAUUUCACCCUUUCCAUGUUUCAGGAAUAUUUCUCCAUAGAAAAAACAUGUUAGGUAGCCGCUAGCUAGCCAUUUGAACAACAUGUGGGAAUGAGUCUUGAUAAUGGGGAAGUUAAUUGUUGCAGUACGAUCAUGUUACUAUGGGUGGAGCGAGUGAGUGUCAUGAUAGUCUAAGCCCAAAUUCAAAGCUUUUAUCUUUUAAGGGAGACCACAAUUAUCAAAAUGUAUAAAAUGCCUUCUGUCACACCUCUGUUAGAUGCUUUUUUUGCAUUUAAGGGGCAGUAGUAUGUUCCUGUGCGCUUUAACUGCUAUUAACAGGAUACGCAUACAAUAACAUGCAUUUAACCUAUGAUGUGAAUGUGACACAGAAGGUGCCAUAUGUGUGUCAUACACAGUCCUGAGUGAAUAAUGCUGUUAUUUUAACUGUAAUUUCUUGGUUUUGAAAGAUGUUUCCAGCCCAAGUGUGAUCUCUCUAUUCUUGGUUAAAAAUAAAUGAAAAAAGAGACAGCAGUUGACACAGG
This is a messenger RNA of Gadus morhua (Atlantic cod), 7622 nucleotides long. RefSeq names its product SLIT and NTRK-like family, member 4 (gene slitrk4). Gene Ontology annotation, cellular component: glutamatergic synapse. The transcript is spliced from 2 exons. NCBI's taxonomy places the organism in Eukaryota, Metazoa, Chordata, Actinopteri, Gadiformes, Gadidae. The coding region runs from base 429 to 3017 and encodes 862 amino acids. The record is from RefSeq and is a predicted model, not a curated record. Gene Ontology annotation, molecular function: protein binding. Gene Ontology annotation, biological process: axonogenesis; positive regulation of synapse assembly.